AUGAGCAACCUUGAGACUAAAGGUGAAUGCAAGGUCAGCUUGAAAGAUUUAAAACCUGGUCAGACAGUCGUCUAUCAUCCCGUCGGCACGGCUGGUACUACUAGUGAAGGUGUCAUUCAGGAAAUUAUUACCGAGCCUGAGGUUGUUGGUGAUACCCAAAAGAAAGUUCAGGCGAGCGAAGAACAACCGCGGAUCCUGAUCAAAAAUUCUAAUACUGGCAAAGAAACUGCGUAUAAACUUGAAAACAUUGAAUCUAUCAAAGCAUAA
Messenger RNA from Ambispora leptoticha, 267 nucleotides. Lineage: Eukaryota; Fungi; Glomeromycota; Glomeromycetes; Archaeosporales; Ambisporaceae. The record is from the annotation of a GenBank genome assembly.